AGCAGCGCCGAUCUGCGUGACGGACAGACUCCUGUACUGUAGUGUAGUGUGGCUAGACUAGAGUGAUCGGCGUGAAACGCAGGAAGUGGAAGAGCUCUACCGUAUGACAGUAUUUCCGUACAUUUCCGUACAUGUUCCAUCGUCCCAGGAACUAGGAGGCGAUCGAGGAGCGGAUUGCUGACGGCUGCCUUUCCCAGGCACAAUCCUAUGUCUUAGCAAAGACUUCCUUUCGAAAACUUCCUUUUCUCUCCAUAUUCGAAGGUCAGGCCGCGAUGUGUUCCACUGAACUAACGCAACUAAAGUCGUUACUUCUUCGCACCUAGCUCUCCUCAAGUACAUCUACGGAGCCCACACUGCAGCGCAUCCUGACUUUCUGAGUGCUCUGGUACGGACGGUGUGGGUGUCAUACCGGUACCAGUCCUGGUCCGCUGAGUCGUGGAGAGUCGUAGAGGAGAAGUAGAGGCUAGAGCUAGCUUGACUUGAGCCAAGUAGUUAGUUACUAAGUUAGUUGAGGGGUCUCGCGUGAUACCAGCGCCAGCGGUGCGGCAGCUCAGCUAUUAUUUCGCUACGGACACCGGGACAGGGCAAGUCUCGACUCCCCUGCUGGCUUGAUACACGGUCGGCGAGUUCCAGAAUCCAGUGCAGAGUCGGCAACAGGUGUCCAGCUUGACUCAGCUCAGUGGCCCUGGGCAGAACACUGGUCGGGUUACUCGAUAAAGUGGACAACGACGUGGAUAUCGCGGACAAGCCCUUGCUACAGUACUGUAGUAGCUUUCGUUCUGCUCCUGCCUGGAGCCAGUGCUAGUGGAGGCCACAGUUCUCCUGACUAGUUGCGGUGUUUUGGGGCGGGCCAGAAAAGCGGAAGGGUCGCUGAAGCCGAACAGUUCGCGGUGCUGAGUGACUGUUGGUGCUGACCCAGCACUGACAAGAUGCGGCCCGCAGUGGCUGUCCUGUGGGUGCUUGGCGUCUCUACGGGCCUGGUGUAUGCUGCACCUGCCAGCGAGGAGGGUGAAGCGCUGUUCCCAGAAUACAGCAGCAAUGCGGCUAAGAGUGGCAUGCAAGUUGCAUUACUGGACUGGUUACGUCAGAUGACAUCCAUGAUGAGUCAUACCAUGGGAUUAGACAAGACGGCACACAGUCCCAGUCCUGGCACCUAUAGUGAGAGCACUGGUAGCCUCGUUGCUGGUGCCAAUAGCACAGCUGGCAGCGGAGGCAAUGGCGGUGGCGGAGCUGGCGGUGGAGGCAAUGGCGGUGGAGCUGGCGGUGGAGGCAAUGGUGGAGGAGGCAAUGGUGGCGGAGCUGGCGGCGGAAGCAAUGGUGGUGGAGGCAAUAGUAGCGUAGCUGGCGGCGGAGGCAAUGGCGGUGGAGCUGGCGGCGGAGGCAAUGGUGGUGGAGCUGGCGGCGGAGGCAAUGGUGGUGGAGCUGGCGGCGGAGGCAAUGGUGGUGGAGCUGGCGGCGGAGGCAAUGGUGGUGGAGGCAAUAGUAGCGCAGCUGGCGGCGGAGGCAAUGGUGGUGGAGCUGGCGGCGGAGGCAAUGGUGGUGGAGCUGGCGGCGGAGGCAAUGGUGGUGGAGCUGGCGGCGGAGGCAAUGGUGGUGGAGCUGGCGGCGGAGGCAAUGGUGGUGGAGCUGAUGGUGGUGGAGCUGGCGGCGGAGGCAAUGGUGGUGGAGCUGGCGGCGGAGGCAAUGGUGGUGGAGCUGGCGGCGGAGGCAAUGGUGGUGGAGGCAACAGUAGCGCAGCUGGCGGCGGAGGCAAUGGCGGUGGAGCUGGCGGCGGAGGCAAUGGCGGCGGAGCUGGCGGCGGAGCUGGCGGCGGAGCUGGCGGCGGAGCUGGCGGCGGAGCUGGCGGCGGAGGCAAUGGCGGCGGAGCUGGCGGCGGAGGCAAUGGCGGCGGAGCUGGUGGCGGAGGCAAUGGUGGCGCAGGCAAUGGUGGCGGAGCUGGCGGCGCAGGCAAUGGCGGCGGAGGCAAUGGCGGCGGCGCAGGCAAUGGCGGCGGAGCUGGCGGCGGCGGAGGCAAUGGCGGCGGAGCUGGCGGCGGAGGCAAUGGCGGCGGAGCUGGCAUGAGAGGCAAUGGCGGCGGAGCUGGCAUGAGAGGCAAUGGCGGCGGAGCUGGCGGCGGAGGCAAUGGUGGUGGAGCUGGCGGCGGAGGCAAUGGCGGCGGAAGUAAUGGCGGUGGAGGCAAUGGUGGUGGAGCCGGUGGAGGCAAUGGCAAUGGCGGUGGAGCCGGCGGCGGAGGCAAUGGCGGCGGAGCCGGCGGCGGAGGCAAUGGCGGCGGAGGCAAUGGCGGCGGAGUCUUAUCAUGCUAUCGUUAG
Sycon ciliatum is the source of this 2309-nucleotide messenger RNA. RefSeq lists its product as uncharacterized. Lineage: Eukaryota; Metazoa; Porifera; Calcarea; Leucosolenida; Sycettidae. The record is from RefSeq and is a predicted model, not a curated record. Bases 930 to 2309 code for a protein of 459 amino acids. The transcript has 5 exons.